This is a messenger RNA of Paramuricea clavata, 13172 nucleotides long. The record is from the annotation of a GenBank genome assembly. Lineage: Eukaryota; Metazoa; Cnidaria; Anthozoa; Malacalcyonacea; Plexauridae.
GACGCCUGGUGUUCAUCUGAUCACAAUCCUGGUUAUGUACGCCUGGAGAUAGCACUACCUCAGCUGGCACUCAUCUCACGUAUUGCUGUGCAAGGCGGACAUCAAAUCAAACGCAAGACCAAUAGUUACUGGGUCACUGUGUAAGUAUGAUCUACUUAUUGUCAUCCUAAGGAAUCAUAGUUCUCUAAAGGUGUUGGUGGGUGCGUGGGGAGGUGAACCCCUUACUAGCCUUGACAAAGGAGAGUGAAGGGGAUGCCAAUUGUCAAAUAUUUCACCUAUGGUUCACCUCAGUUACAUGUAAGACAAGUACCUCUAUUCUCAUUCUACUAAGCACCACAAGUUCUCUGAACACUCCAGUUUUCUGUAGUAACACUGGACACUAGUAAGGGAUCAUCCCUACUAGGAAGGGCAAUUCAGACAGAACUGAUAGAGCUGUCCAGUAUAAAAAAGUUAGUUUAAUUUAAGUUUCCUCCUGUAGUAACACAGGACUAGUAAAGGAUUGUCCCCACUGCAUCUCUAGGAAGGACUGUUCAGACAGAAUUGAUAGAGCUAUCCAGUACAAAAAAUUUAGUUUAGAGUAGAUGUCCUCCUGUAGUAACACCGGAUCAGUAAGGCAGAGGUUUCUUUCUGGGGACUUGUAUGGAGGCAGGCUAAAGCUUCAGCGAAACAGCCAUUCUUAACCCUCACAUUUGCAACACGCUUUAAUUAAUCUAUCCAUUUUCCUUCCCAGAUCUAGUUGCUUUGUUUGUUUCUCUUUCGUUCAUUUUUUCAUUCCAUCCUCCUUCCAUUGCAAAAUGUUCUGGGCACUAGGACCAAAUCCUCCUGUGGUCCAAUACUUCUUGCACUUUGAACAUUUUUUAUUUUCCACUUAUUCAUAGCUUUGGUAUCAAAGUAUCGGUCGAUGGAGAACACUUUUCCUGGUACAGGAUUUCAACUGGCAAGAAAUUAUUUACCGGAAAUUUAGGUACUGUGAUAUAUUUUGUACUCCUUAAUUCCGUAAUGGAAUAAGGGAAUUCCCACCGUGGCCAGGCAUAUUUUUCAAGCCUGCCCGGUGUGGAUAUACACUCAGAGUAACAUCACAAGCAUCAUAAAUAAAGUUUGUUCAGUGUAGCUUUAUGUUAUUUUUUUUUCGACACCUAGAUUCAAACGGCAUCAUCGAACAUGAACUACCAUUUGCGGUAUUGGCUAAAAAAGUUCUCAUUUUUCCACACGAUUGGAAAAAUUGGAUUUGCAUGAGAAUUGAACUAUAUGGUGUUUACAUGACGGACAACAUGUGUGCGGCCGCUGGUCAGGAAACGGCGACGACAAAGGAAUGUCUAGGAGAUAGGAACUGUAGUCUGAACGCGGAGUGUAAACCAAUGACUGAUGAUAGUAUUAUUAAAACUGGUGAGUAUUGAGUCUAUUACGGACACCUCUCUAAUAAUACGGACACCUGACCUCUCUAACUAAUACGGACAUCUAACCUCUCUAAUAAUACGGACACCUGACCUCUCUAACGAAUACAGACACCUGACCUCUCUAAUACGGACACCUCUCUAAUAUGGACACCUCUCUAAUACGGACACCUCUCUAAUAUGGACACCUCUCUAAUACGGACACCUGACCUCUCUAACUAAUACGGACACCUGACCUCUCUAAUACAGACACCUCUCUAAUAUGGACACCUCUCUAAUAUGGACACCUCUCUAAUAUGGACACCUCUCUAAUACGGACACCUCUCUAACAUGGACACCUCUCUAAUACGGACACCUGACCUCUCUAACUAAUACGGACACCUGACCUCUCUAAUACAGACACCUCUCUAAUAUGGACACCUCUCUAAUAUGGACACCUCUCUAAUACGGACACCUCUCUAAUAUGGACACCUCUCUAAUAUGGACACCUCUCUAAUACAGACACCUCUCUAAUACAGACACCUCUCUAAUAUGGACACCUCUCUAAUACGGACACCUGACCUCUCUAAUACGGACACCUCUCUAAUAUGGACACCUCUCUAAUACGGACACCUGACCUCUCUAACUAAUACGGACACCUAACCUCUCUAAUUAAUACGGACACCUAACCUCUCUAACUAACACGGACACCUAACCUCUCUAACUAAUACGCACACCUCUCUAAUAUCGACACCUCUCUAAUAAAGACAACUCUCUAAUUCGGACACCUCUGUCACCUCUCUACUACAGAUAGUUUCUUACAUACCGACACGAUUUUCAGUAAAUAGACGUUCAUCUUUUCGUAGGUAUGUAUGAUAGUCUGAAGACUCGCGAAGCCUGUCAUUGCCACGACGGGUAUCAUGGUGACAGCUGUGAAUACAUAGGGUGUGACCCGAACCCCUGUCAACACGGAGGGGAAUGCCAAGAGGGGGAAGCAAACUUCACCUGUAUCUGUGUCACGGGGUAUGUAUGGAUUUACAGUAAAAAAAACGCACAGUGGGUUAAGAAUGACCAACUUUGAGCACCUCAAAUACUUGUAGGAUUAACUUAAUCUUUUGUUGUCUUCUCUCUAAAGCUACCACGGUCCUUUGUGUCAGUGGCCAUGCCCUGUUGGAAAAUACGGCAAGGACUGUGUGCACACGUGCUCGUGUGAUAUCCAUGGUAGCUGUAACGUAGCAACGGGCCAUUGUUCCUGCGGACCGGGACACUAUGGGAUACGGUGUGAACUCCGGUGCCCCCGGGGAUAUUUUGGUGUCGACUGUAAGCAGACGUGUCAGUGUCGGAACAGUGGGGAUUGUGAUCACGUGACUGGAGCAUGCAAUUGCACCGCUGGUAUGUUUUGUUUAUAUUAAAUUGUGCCUGUAACCUCAGGACUUAGAAUUGAUAGAACUACUCGUUAUAAAUGACGUUAGUUUAGUUGUUAGUGCUUAGAUGCCUUUCAUUUCUGUGGCCAGGAUUCGAUUUCUGUAAGAAUAGUUUAGAUUUGGAGUUAGUUUCCUUUUGAAGUGGGUUGAAAUUGCAAUCUGCCACGAACAAAUGGGGUAACAACAUAAGUAACAACCAACGCUCCUGUCAAACGAGGAUGAGAGUUGAUGACAGUUGAUAACAGUUGAUAAGAGUUGAUGUCAGUUGAUAAGAGUUGAUGAGAGUUGAUGUCAGUUGAUAAGAGUUGAUGACAGUUGAUGUCAGUUGAUAAGAGUUGAUGUCAGUUGAUAAGAGUUGAUGUCAUUUGAUAAGAGUUGAUGACGGUUGAUAAGAGUUGAUGACGGUUGAUGACGACAGUUGAUGUGAGUUGAUGACAGUUGAUAAGAGUUGCAUGCAACUCUCGCUCACGUUUGAUUGCCAUCUCUCAUCAACUCUCAUCAACUUUGAGCUGGUUCAAAUUUUGUUGAGAGUUGACGAGAGUUUUCGCUGCGCGCGUAGUAAUGUUCAAUCAAUUCUCAUCAACUCUUGUGGUCAUCAACUUUGAGCUGGUUCAAAAUUGGAGGAGAGUUGAUGAGAGUGAGAAUGUACUUAACCUCUUUAAUGCGUUCUUCUUAGGUUGGACAGGACCAUUUUGUGAUCAGCCAUGUUUGAACAACACUUGGGGAGUUCACUGUCGGAAGCAAUGUCUCUGUUCUGAAAAAACGCUGUCGUGUAACCCUGUGACUGGGGAAUGUAUCUGUCAGCCAGGGAUGACUGGAAAGUAUGUGGAGUAUAUAUUUGAUAUUACUAGUUGUUGUCAACCAUAGGUCAUGGCUCAGAAUUUCCCUUGCAACUACUUUUAAGAUAACAUCAUGGCUCUAUGUCAGAAAUUGCCUCCUGUAACAUCGCCUUAAAAUUGAGUACUUCUCAUAUCCCCUUAACUGGGAGGCAUUAGCUAGCUCGACAACUAGACUCUGUAGCUCAGUUGGUUAGAUCACUGCACGGGAAUCCCAGGACCGCAAGUUCGAUUCCUGCCAGAGGGUCCAUCCAGUUGCAUCUUUCGCAACUGCUCCUGCAUGGUUAGGUCUAAUAAAUAUAUAAAAAUUCCACUGGAAAUUUCCAUCCACAAAAACCCUUCCACAAUGAGUUAUAUCGAGUAAGAUGGCCAACAUUCUGAUAUUUACCCAUAAGGCCAAAAAACAAAUAUGUGGGUUUCCGGUUUCCCGACCCUACCUAGCUUUUGGACGUCGAAAUCCCGACCCUAAACUUUUUUAUUGGAUCAUGCUUUUAAAUGUUUCCACUUAGAGGAAAACGUUUGUGGAAAAUUGAAAUUUGAGGCAAUAUUAGGGAAAUUUAUCUUUGGAUGUGGAAGCACUGACUAAACAAAAUGGCGUCCGCUUAUUCGGAAAAUUAAAAAAAAAGUUUAAAAAAAAAAGUUUAAAAAAAAAGUUGAAACCGACCUACCCUACCUAAGUUUUUAUAAGAAGAAACCGGAAACCCACAUAUUUUUUUUUUUGGCCUAUUUGGGAAGCAGCCUUAACUUCUGUACCACCAACACACCUGGGGUCGGUUGUUCAAAGGUGGGUUAGCGCUACCCUCUGUUAAAAUUUAACCCACUGUUUUGGUUUGUGUAUUCCUACACGUCUGUUUAUUUCAUAACUUCAGAGAAGUGAACUCCAGUCGACCCAGACAAGAUCUCUGAAGAAAUAUUUCCAGAUUUAUAGACAAGCUGUUGGGGAAGUUUGCUUUGAAUUUUAUAUGUUAACCUAUAGGGUUAACAGGGUUCGUAGAGGUCUUCGAAAUCCUUGAAAGUCUUUAAGUUUGAAUGCAGGGCAUUAAGGCUUCGAAAAGUCUUUGAAUUGUGUGAAAAAGCGAAGAAAGUCUACGAUUAUCUAAUUAUACGAUUUCCUAGUUAAUAAAAGAAAUUGAUUGAAGCAUAAUUUUCGCAAAUAUCGACGAAAAAGUGCAUUUUAGGAUGUAAUUUGACGGGACAAAUUACAGUACUUGGUAAAAAUGGUGCUUAUACAGUACAUCGCAAUUUUUCGACAGCUGAUUGCUGUCAAAGGUCUUUGAAAAGUCUUUGAAAAUAGGCAGAAAAAAUCUUUGAAUUUUUUUGGUCUUGGAGACCACGAACCCUGGACUUUCGAAAAACAGGCCCCUGAAUUCUCGUUCUCGUUCUAGAACGUGUAACGACGCAUGUCCCUCUGGUACGUAUGGUUCAGAUUGCUCGGGGACAUGUCAGUGUAGUGCGUUUGGUCGUUGUGAUCGCACAGACGGGAGUUGCACGUGUGUCACGCCGGGAUAUACUGGGAUAUUAUGCGAUCAACCGUGCCCUCAAGGCAACUAUGGCUUGGGAUGCAAGAAACGUUGCGUUUGUGCCCCUAACGCUGAAUGCGGCCCAGGGCCAGGUUGGUAUGGAACAUUCACACGCAUGGGUGGCAAUUCUGGGCAGAGGUGGGAAAGUAUCCGAACAUGGGAACCUUGUUUCCAGACAUUUUUUUUAUCUACAUUUUUGUGCGGAAAUUUUUACACACAUUUUUUUUUUAUGUUUGAUGGCUGAUUCUGAAAAUUAGACUGAUUUAAUAUCUAAAUUACUAAAUACCUUAGAUUAUUGAAAUGAUUGAAUUAGGUACUACUAACUCGAUACUUGAAUUACAGUGGAAUGCAAUUUCAUAAAAAAAUAUUUAUAUAGCUUGCAGUAGGAAAUUUGUUUUUUAAUCCUGUAAGACUGUAACUACUAUUAUUACUUCUGGAUUUAUCUUGUUUAUCAGUCUUAAGGCCCAUUUCCACUAGGAAAAUUUUCCGCAGAAAGAAAAUUUUGUACAAUUUGAUUGGCUGACACAAAUUUUGAAGCUGAAAGUUUUCAACUUUUAACAAUGAUAUUUUCGGAAAAUUUUCUGUCCUUGGAAAAUUUUCUUGAGUGGAAAUGGGCCUUUAAAGAUAUAUUGCUUCACACUAGAAUAAGACACAAAUGUCAAUUUUGUUAUUUUUCCCUUUGUGAUCUUUUGCAGAAAAUUUUGCGCUCUGUAAACCCCAUUUCCCAAGAAGAAAAAAACAUUUUCCACCUCUGGUCCUGGGGAGGAUAGGGGGGGGGGCAUCCCCCACUCUUUGGGGUGGGGGAUAAAUACAUAAUCCCCUCCCCCCACUUUUUGCCAUAUUUUGCUCUCUCUGAAAUUCAUGAUAGAUGAUUGAUAGUUAUUCAGGCUACCAAACUUAAGUUUAUUUUACCUUCAGAUGUGUGCAAAUGUGGCAAAGGAUUCUCUGGGUUAAUCUGUACUGAACCAUGUCAAUCUGAUCGAUGGGGCCAUAACUGUAGGCAUUCUUGUCAAUGCAAGAACAAUGCAACAUGCGACAGGUAUUUCGUCUUCAUUUUCUUAAUGUUUGCCCUUCAUAUAAUGACUGUAUUUAUGAGCAGAAACGAAUGAUCCGUCUUGACGAACUUAGCGAAGAAAAGAUAGUUUGUCUGUUAUAAUUAUUCUGUGUAUAAACGUAAAACAAUAGAGAUACAUAGUGCGUCUGUAUAAACCUAUUCAGUUUCUCCACUGCGCAUCCUAAUGGCGGUCGGGAUACGUUGCAGUUGAUUAUAACAUGAAGCUCAGACUGGAAGAAUUAGAAUAUGCGUACCAAAGUAUUCAACUGUUCAAUUGUUAUUUGAGUACAUUUCAACAGGAUUGAACAAUGAUGCUUGUGAUGUUACUCUGAGUGUAUAUCCACACCGGGCAAGCUUGAAAAAUAUGCCUGACCAAGGUUGGAAUCGAACCUACGAACCUACGUAGGUUCGAUUCCCACCGUGGCCAGGCAUAUUUUUCAAGCUUGCCCGAUGUGGAUAUACACUCAGAGUAACAUCACAAACAUCAUAUUCACCUGAGUACAUAGCACCAACACAGAAAAAGUCAGGAUUGAACAAUGUUGUGCUGCCCACGUUGUUCACACUUGUCAACGAUAUUGAACAAUAUUGUUGAGCCUGGAUCGGGUGUAACAAUAUUGUUCAAUAUUGUUGACAACUGUAAACAAUGUGGGCAGCACAUUGCCACAACAUUCAAUCAUGUUUACAUCAAUAUGGCAACAACUGUAAUUUCUCCCAACAUUUCAACGCAUCAUUUGGUUGCGCAGUUCGGGAACCUGAAUUGGCUUAUUGUUCAUGUGAUCCAGGCUAAGUAGAAAACAUUACAUUUUUUUCGCAGUUUUUCAGGAGAAUGCGACUGUUUGCCUGACUGGCAUGGUCCCGAUUGUGGCAGCAGUUGUCCCAGCGGUACCUGGGGUACGUCAUGUAGCAAAACAUGUAACUGCUCUGAUCAUGGUUCAUGUAAUCCCCAGAGUGGCAAAUGCGAGUGUGAGCGUGGGUGGACUGGGGUCGAGUGUAAUACGUCUUGUCCAAGUGGUUUUCAUGGCCGUGGAUGUCAAUACAAGUAAGUCACCGACCUCUAACGUAUGCUGGAUGGUGCAAUUCGGAAUUUAAAUAAAGUUUGUAUUCUAUUCUGUUAGGUGUAUUUGUAUGAAUGGGGCAGAAUGUGAGCCAGUCACGGGCAACUGUAUUUGCUCGACAGGGUGGAUUGGUAAAACCUGUACGGAGGCAUGUCCAAGUGGUUAUUAUGGAAACAGCUGUGUCUCAAAGUGCUCUUGUCAAAAUGGCGCCGCAUGCGAUCACGUGCUGGGCACGUGCUCGUGUCCGCCUGGGUGGACGGGUGACGAUUGCUCACAAAGAUGUCCCGAAGGUUUCUUCGGUCACGGAUGUUCUUCACGAUGCCAGUGUCGCCAUGGUAACGGGAGGUCAUGUGAUGCUGUAACGGGAAAGUGUCAAUGCGGGCCGGGUUACGUUGGUCCAAGGUAAAUUAAACAACUUUAUAUAUACUGGAUAGCUCUAUCAGUUUCAAACCGUUCUCCCUAGAGGUCCAGUAAGAGCCAUCUCCUAUUGAUCCAGUGUUACUACAAGAAGAAACCUAAUCUAAGCUGACCUUAUUUAAACUGGAUAGUUCUAUCAGUUCAAAACUGUUCUCCCUGAAGGUCCAGUAAGAAUAAUCUCCUAUUGAUCCAGUGUUACUACAAGAAGAAACCUUAUCUAAGCUGACCUUAUUUGAACUGGAUACCUCUAUCAAUUCAAAGCUGUUCUUCCUGAAGGUCCAGUAAGAAUCAUCAUCUCCUAUUGAUCCAGUGUUACUACAAGAAUUGAUCAAUAGAUCAUAUAUACUGGAUAGCUCUAUCGCUUUUAAACUGUUCUCUAUAGAGACUUGAUACGGGCCAUUUAUUUUCCGGUGUUACUACAGGAGCAAACCUAAACUAAACGAACUUUAUUUAUACUGGAUAACUCUAUCAGUUCUAAACUGUUCUUCCUGGCGGUCCAGUAAGGGUCAUCUCUUAUUGAUCCAGUGUUACUACAGGAGGAAACCUAAACUAAACGAACUUUAUUUAUACUGGAUAGCUCUAUCUACCGUUCCUAAUCUUAUCGAUCAUACAUCUUACAAUUUCUUAAAAUAUUAUUUCUAGAUGCAGCCAAACAUGUGCACCUGGUCGAUAUGGUCAAGACUGCUUGGAGAAAUGUCGUUGUCUGAACGGCGCCGAAUGUCACCCGACCGACGGGCGAUGUCUCUGCUUGGCAGGAUUCUUCGGGGAUCUAUGUGAACGCCAGUGUACGCCAAUGACAUAUGGGAUCAACUGUUCUCAGAGUUGCGAGUCUUGUAGCAAAGAUCAAGUGUCAUCCUGUGAUCGCGUGACUGGGAAGUGCCUCUGUUUACCUGGUUACUAUGGUUACCAUUGUGAAAACGAAUGUCCCGAAGGAGAGUAUGGUGAACGUUGUAUGUUGAAAUGUGAUUGUGCAAACGGUGCAUCUUGCGACCACGUGAAUGGCAUGUGCGAGUGCCCGGAAGGGUUUACUGGGAACAGAUGUGAACAGCCGUGUCCUGAAGGGAUGUUUGGAUCCAAGUGUGUAGGUAUGUAUGUAUGAAAUAACGUAUCGAGUCAACUUUCAUCAACUCUUAUGCAACUCUUGUGCUCGUUGGACCGGGUAUCGAAGGUACUAGACUUAGUUCCGAAAUACCACACACUCGAACAGACUUGGCCUCGUAGCUCAGUUGGCAGAGCAUUGGACUAGUAUCCCAAAGGUUGCGGGUUCGAUUACCACCGUGGUCAGGCUAACUUUUCAGCCUGCCCGGUGUGGAUAUACACUCAGAGUAACAUCAAAAACAAGAGUUGAAAAUGCUCUCAUACAAACUCUCGCUUGCCAACUCUCAUCCUCGAUUGCCCAGGGUUUGACUGAAAUUUAUCCUUCACUAUUUCCUUUAGGUGUUUGUCUGUGCGAGAAUGGUGCUCAGUGUGACAAAGUGAAAGGAAAGUGCGAAUGUCUGCCGGGAUUCACAGGUACCCGGUGUAUGGACCAGUGUCCAGAUCGCCGGUGGGGUUUAGAAUGCCGGAACAAGUGCUCUUGUGAGUGGAACCAGACGAUGAGAUGUCGAGGUGAUACCGGGCAGUGUUUGUGCCACGCUGGCUACAGGGGAGAAACUUGUCGACAGGUAAAUAGUGGUUCUGGAGGGCAAUAUUUAUUUAUUUUCUUUCUUUAUUUCAGGCGCUUAAUACCUAAAUCGAUCUGUUCAUUACUUUAGUUCUGUGACGAUGGAACGUACGGUCAGGAUUGCAAGCACCCUUGCCCGGCAUGCUCUCGACACGUGACUGGUCCGUGUUACAAGAUCGACGGCCGCUGUCCAUGUUCGCCGGGAUAUCGCGGGCACUUGUGUGACAACGAUUGCACGUUGAAACAUUUCGGUAAAAAUUGCGAGGAGCGUUGUGAGUGUGAUGUUGAUCACGUGUGUCAUCACGUGGACGGCACAUGCUACCCGGUGAAUCUUGGGAAAUUUCGAAUUAUCAUCAAAGAGAACUAUACAAACUUUGAUGACGUACAACGCCGCAAGCAACUAAAACUACACUUAGCCACCUUAAUAUCAAAAUACCAAGAUAUGUAUGAAACACUUCGUCAUGUCUCGAGACGCCAAGCUCCGUCCCAGUCCACGCCCGGAUACUUCAAUACAACCCUAACGACUGUACCUCAAGUAAAGCGAACAAUCCAGCCCGCAAGUGGGCACGACUUCGUGGCCCGAAUUUUAGGUAAGCAAUCAAGUCCAGUAUUUCAGCAAUUGCCGUUUGCCUAACAUGUAGCUUUACAAUAGUGCCAUCCAGUCACGAACCAGUAAUCGGAAUGUUUCAUUGUCUUUUCAUUGUUUUGAAAAUCUCAUUGUCCUCCAUGUCAUUCUGUCACGGACCAGUGAUUGGAAUGUUUCAUUGUCUUUUCAUUGUUUUGAAAAUCUCAUUGUCCUCCAUGCCAUUCUGUCACGGACCAGUGAUUGGAAUGUUUCAUUGUCUUUUCAUUGUUUUGAAAAUCUCAUUGUCCUCCAUGCCAUCCAGUCACGACCCAGUGAUCGGAAUAUUCCAUUGUCUUUUCAUUGUUUUGGAAAUCUCACUGUCCUCCAUGCCAUCCAGUCAUGAUCCAGUGAUCGGAAUAUUCCAUUGUCUUUUCAUUGUUUUGGAAAUCUCACUGUUCUCCACGCCAUCCAGUCACGAUCCAGUGAUUUGAAUAUUCCAUUGUCAUUUCAUUGUUUUGAAAAUCUCAUUGUCCUCUAUGCCAUCCAGUCAUGAUCCAGUGAUCGGAAUAUUCCAUUGUCUUUUCAUUAUUUUGAAAAUCUCAUUGUCCUCCAUACCAUCCAGUCAUUAUCCAGUGAUCGGAAUAUUCCAUUGUCUUUUCAUUGUUUUGAAAAUCUCAUUGUCCUCCAUGCCAUCCAGUCAUGAUCCAGUGAUCGGAAUAUUCCAUUGUCUUUUCAUUGUUUUGAAAAUCUCAUUGUCCUCCAUACCAUCCAGUCAUGAUCCAGUGAUCGGAAUAUUCCAUUGUCUUUUCAUUGUUUUGAAAAUCUCAUUGUCCUUCAUGCCAUCCAGUCACGACCCAGUGAUUGGAAAUUUUCAUUGUCUUUUCUUUUUUUUUGAAAAUCUCAUUGUCCUCUAUGCCAUCCAGUCACGAUCCAAUGAUUCGAAUAAUGUCUUUUCAUUGUUUUGAAAAUCUCAUUGUCCUCCAUGCCAUCUAGUCACUCAUUAUUCUGACUUAUGUUAGCAUUUUUUCAAAGGACCAAGGUGUUUAAAAUAGUUUUACUUGAAGCGAAAUUGGUUAGCUUAAUCCUAGGUUAAUUAACGAAAGAGUUGAAAGCAAACUUUUGUCUUGUAUUAGACCUAUCCGCAGGCCGUACUUCGGAUGACAAAGAUGAUGUGGUUAUAGUUGAUUUGAUAAUGUUUGAUGAUCGUGUGUUACUUAAUGGAAGCAUCGUGAAGGAUGUGAUUUCGUCCCUUGAUGAAAAUGUCGUCAGCAAUAUAAUCGGAAGUGUUUACUAUUCUGGCGAGCUGUAUUCGGGAACAUCCGACACGCAGUCGGUGUAUGUACAGCUUAUCACUGGCAUUGCCGGAGGUGAGUAGAAGAAUUUUGAACUCUUUUUGGUAGGUACAGGAGACACAGCUCAACAGACAAUUUCCAUUGUAGACUAAUUUUGAAACUAGGCAAGGAGAUGCAAAUAAUCAUCACAGCUAGAAAGAGCAUACUUAAAUGAGUAAAAUUGCAAAGUUUGGUUGCGAAAUGUUGUAAAAUGCAGAAAAUAUAGCCUUGCAAAAUUUUGUAUACUUUUGUAUUGCGUGCGGAAAUUGCUACCAUUUUCCGCCCAAAUGUGGUAGCAAUUUCCGCAAGCAAUACAAAAGUAUACAGCAAGGCUAUAUUUUCCGCAUUUUACAACGUUUUGCAACCAAACUUUGUAUAUACUUUUUUUGCCAAGAUAAAAAAUUAGUCUAUAAUGGGAAUUGUCUACUGAUCAACUUGAAACUUAUAGGAGAAAAAAUCAAACUUCGCCUUCAGUUACAUUUAUUCGCUCUUGAAUACAAGUGUACUACAUAAAAUGUAAGAAAAUGACUAUCAUUUUCUUGACCACCAUCUGCUGAUAAUGCUUAGUGAAACAAAAUUAUACACCAUUUGCAGAUGAUGAUUCUUAAGCCCCGUUUACACUACUCUCAAUUUUUGGUACGGCACGGAUAAAAUUGGUACCCGUACCACUUUUUUGGUUCUUGGACUACCUAUUUAGGUAGUCCAAGAACCAAAAAGUGGUACGGUACCAAAAAUUGAGCGUAGUGUAAACGGGGCUUUACAGGACCUCUGGAAGAAACAGUUUAGAACCAAUAGAGUCAUCCAGUAUAAAUAAAGUUAGUUAAGUUUAGGUUCCCUGCUGUAGUGACACUGGACCAAUAAAAAUGACCCCAACUGGACCUCUAAAAAAAUAGUGUAAAGCUGAGUUAGUAAAGUUAGUUUAGUUUCUAACCCUCGCAUUUGGUUAACAAGAGCUUUUCAUUUUAGGUUUACUUCUCAUGGUUCUUCUCACAUUUUCCAUCUUGAUGUGUCGAAGACGACGUCGGCAUUUAAAGAAACUGAAAUCGGAGAAGAAACGACAACGCGAAGCUGAAAGAGAAAUGGAAUUAAAGACGCGAAGUUUUCGCCACAAUGGUUACAGACUGGCAUUUGAUAACCCGUACUACGAUGUCCUUGCCGCCAUGGCGUUGGACGACGAUGUCGAAGAAGAUUAUAUCAAUCCGCUGUGUGAUUUAGACAGUCUGAUGAGUCAUCACGAAAGCGACGGUACUGUAAGCAGCGCUACCGAAUGUAGUAUACAGAAGGGCGAGAGUUUGCAGUCCGUUUCGUACUGCUAAUGUUUGAUUUUAGAUUCUGAAGAAUUGUAGCUGAAGAUGACGUCAUUGUACAUAGUAUGACGUCAUAAUGAAUGGUGACGUCAUUGUUGUAUGGUGACGUCGUACUUUGGCUGAAAGACGUCAUUGUUGGAUGGUGACGUCAUUGACGGUGAAAUGACAUCAUUUGUUGUACGGUGAUAUCAUUGUGGAAUAAUGACAUAUUGGUCGUAUAGCGACGUCAUUGUACGACACGUCAUUUUCAUGAUGGCGUCAUGAUGGUGGUGCCGCAAUAAUAAUAAUAUAAUGACGUCAUAAUGUAAUUUUAGGUAAUGACGUCUAGUUGGGUUAGUUGAAUAGUUUAUUAUACAUAGCUGAGUUGAGUUAGUGUACACUACUCAUUUGUUUUAUUUAAACCUUGUAGAAUGUGGUUGUAGUGAAUUAUUACUGAAAAUGCUUUUGUUAAUUUUAAGUUUGCAGACAGUUUUAUAUACAUAGUUAAUAAUGAGGUGUAAAAUUUAAUUGAAUUAUUGGAAUUGUAUUAUUACAAAAUGAACCAUAGACUUCACAAUUAUCUGAUUGUAUUUUUGUAGAAAAUAUACAUAAAAUGUAGCAGAAUAAAAUAAUUUGAAUGUAGCGAAC